CAGCGGCUGGGUGGGAGGCGGCGGCCGCGGCGAUGGCGGACAGCGCCAGCGAGAGCGACACGGACGGCGCGGGAGGCAGCGGCGUGGCGCCGGCGGGCUGCGCGGCGGGCCCCGGCGCCGGGGGCGGCAAGGCGGGCGGCAUCGUGAUCUCGCCGUUCCGGCUGGAGGAGCUGACGAACCGGCUGGCCUCGCUGCAGCAGGAGAACAAGGUGCUGAAGAUCGAGCUGGAGACCUACAAGCUGAAGUGCAAAGCGCUGCAGGAGGAGAACCGCGACCUGCGCAAGGCCAGCGUCACCAUCCAAGCAAGGGCAGAACAGGAAGAGGAGUUCAUCAGCAACACUCUAUUUAAGAAGAUUCAAGCUUUGCAGAAGGAGAAAGAGACACUUGCAGUAAACUAUGAAAAGGAAGAAGAAUUUCUCACUAAUGAACUCUCAAGGAAACUGAUGCAGCUACAGCAUGAGAAGGCUGAACUGGAGCAGCAUUUAGAGCAGGAACAGGAGUUUCAAGUGAACAAGCUGAUGAAGAAAAUUAAAAAACUGGAAAACGAUACUAUUUCUAAGCAGCUCACUUUGGAGCAGCUAAGACGAGAGAAGAUUGACCUUGAAAAUACAUUGGAACAAGAACAAGAAGCACUAGUGAAUCGUCUCUGGAAGAGGAUGGAUAAACUUGAAGCAGAGAAACGAAUUUUGCAGGAGAAGUUAGACCAGCCAGUCUCUGCUCCACCAUCACCCCGAGACAUAUCAAUGGAAAUAGAUUCCCCAGAAAAUAUGAUGCGACAUAUCAGAUUUUUAAAGAAUGAAGUAGAGCGGUUAAAGAAACAACUAAGAGCUGCACAGUUACAACAUUCAGAGAAGAUGGCACAAUAUUUAGAGGAGGAACGUCAUAUGAGAGAAGAGAAUUUAAGGCUCCAAAGAAAACUGCAGAGGGAGAUGGAGCGAAGGGAAGCUCUAUGCAGACAACUGUCAGAAAGUGAAUCCAGCUUAGAAAUGGAUGACGAAAGAUAUUUUAAUGAGAUGUCUGCACAAGGAUUAAGACCUCGCACUGUGUCCAGUCCAAUCCCGUAUACACCUUCACCAAGUUCUAGCAGACCUAUAUCACCUGGUCUAUCAUAUGCAAGUCACACAGUUGGUUUUACACCGCCAACUUCACUGACUAGAGCCGGAAUGUCUUAUUACAACUCCCCAGGCCUUCAUGUGCAACAUAUGGGACCGUCCCAUGGAAUUACAAGGCCUUCACCACGAAGAAGUAACAGCCCUGACAAAUUUAAACGUCCCACUCCUCCUCCUUCUCCAAACACGCAGACCCCAGUCCAGCCUCCACCUCCACCUCCACCACCACCUGUGCAGCCUACAGUCCAAUCAACAGCAUCGCAGUCAGCCACUUUUCAGCAUUCAGUGCAUCCCUCCUCUCAGCCUUAGUGCAUGUGCUCAGCAGUCUAUUCAGAGUUGGACUCAUAACAUGGAGCGGUUUACUAAACGCCAAAGGCUUACCUGGCAUAUUUGGAUUUGACUUACUUGCACUGAGGUUAUAUAGGCUUCACUGUUAAUUGUGUUGUAAACAUUUGUCUAAAAAUGCAGCCAGUGUUGUGGGUCUACAACACUAACUUAACAAAAUUUUCCAUCAGUGUUUACUUGAACUACAUGUAUGUCCAUUCUCUGGCUGGAACAUUUGCUACUCUCUUUGGUAAUACGGCAUUAUGUCGUUUUGCUUGGCUCCAAAGCUUCAUUUUCCUGGCUUUUAGGUUUGUAAAAUUAAAGGGAUAUCUUUUUAUAUUCUUUUCAUGACAAUUUGCAUAAAAUUACAGGCAUGAUGGGCUAUAUUAUAAAUUCCUAAAUAUUAACAGUGUUUACCAAGCAUAUGGUAAAUCAGCACUACAUUUCAGUAAUCUGAAGAUACAGCUUUUAGUGCAAAAGUGAAAGUCAGACACGUUAAUCAGUGCCCUAGACUAUACUCUAUUGUAUCACCUAAUAAAUAAGCUUAAUACAGGUUCAGUAGUCAACACACAUGACACAUUAAUACUUUUUCCUGUUUUAAAAUAUAAAACCAAAACCUCAAAUGUAUGGUGCAGUCUGAAGUUAAAUGUGGGGAAUCUAACUUGUCAAAGUAUAUGGAAUGUACAAGUCAUGACCUUAAGAUUUGAUUGUCUAAUUUAUCAUUUACGUUAACUUGUAAGCUGUCCAUACUGUGUGUUCUGUCACAGUGAACUUCUAUAAGUGUGGUCCUGCCAGCAAGUUACUGGUGGCUGAUUAAAGUGUGCUUUGAUUUCUGCUGCAGAAGGCAAUGUGAUUGUAGAGAACAGCUGAUUUUUUUUCUUGUUGAAAUAUAUUAAUUGUGAUUUCCCCUAAAACAAAGUUUGAACAACUAUUUUAAAUGUUCAAAAGACUAUUAGAGAAUAUGGUAUAAGAUGAAUAUUAUAGGAAUAUAUUGGCAUAACAGCCAAAAAUGUUGUAUUGCUUGGUAGAAACAAAACAGAGUACAGAGAAAGUAGCACAACAUGGCACUAAUGAAUGCUUAUUUAGCAGCCUAAGCCGGUACAAUGUAUAAAGAAAUGUAUUCUGAAUACAUUCUUUCCAUUCAUUUAGCACAAAUAAAUUGUUUGGUUUCACUUUGCAGUGGAACAGA
Molecule: messenger RNA, 2622 nt
Organism: Chelonia mydas (Green sea turtle)
Lineage: Eukaryota; Metazoa; Chordata; Testudines; Cheloniidae
Gene: CCDC6
Product: coiled-coil domain containing 6
Exons: 9
Coding region: 33-1418 (461 amino acids)
Source: RefSeq, a predicted model, not a curated record